Molecule: messenger RNA, 5569 nt
Organism: Ctenopharyngodon idella (grass carp)
Lineage: Eukaryota; Metazoa; Chordata; Actinopteri; Cypriniformes; Xenocyprididae
Gene: uckl1a
Product: uridine-cytidine kinase 1-like 1a
Exons: 15
Coding region: 450-2093 (547 amino acids)
Cellular component (GO): cytoplasm
Molecular function (GO): kinase activity; ATP binding
Source: RefSeq, a predicted model, not a curated record
ACCUAAGAAGGAACAUCUUGAGAUGAAAUUGACACUUAAAUGAAAUGAUAAUCGAGAACUCUCAGCAGUACUGUCCCCUGCUUCUAUUUUUACUUUCCAUCCACAUCACCUGUAGAACUGAUCCUCUUAUUCGGUCAAGCCCACAUACUGAGUGAGCCAGUAUCCAGACACAAAGAAAAGUUGUUUUUCUAUUCAUUAAAAGGUUUCUUGAAGACAUUAGUGGUCAAAACCUCAAGGGUUUCUCUGCUUAAAAAGAAGCAGAUUCCUGUGUUGAAUCUGCAGAUCUGGUCUUUUCUUAAAGCAGGCAUGUGCUUUUGCCAGUGCAUUAGGAGCGGUAUGAUGUCCGCCUUCUCCGUGACCCAGGCUUUGUGCUUCAGCUGUGAUUAUUAGCUGGUUUAUCUGUGUUGGGCUGUUUGAGCUUCAAUGAGAAUGUGACCUUUAUUGCUUAUAUGGAAGACAGCCAUCAGGCUUUCUCAGAUGAUAUGAGUACACUGCCCGGAUACACAGGGGCCAGAAUAUCAGGCUGCUGGUCUCUCCGUACAGAUGGAGGUGGGAGUGGUGAAGAUUCUCUGGACAGGCUCCUCCCCCCGGUCAGCACCUCUCGCAGGAAGAGCAGCACUCUGGGUAAAACAGAACCUCCACUGCUCCGCACCGGCACACGUACCAUCUACAUAGCCGGCAGACCGCCCUGGUACAACGAACAUGGAGCCCAGUUUAAAGAGGCCUUUGUCAUUGGUCUGUGUGGAGGCAGUGCCUCUGGAAAAACUACUGUAGCCAAUAAAAUCAUUGAAGCUUUGGACGUUCCUUGGGUUGUUCUACUAUCUAUGGACUCGUUUUAUAAGGUUCUGUCUCCAGAGGAACAAGCUCUAGCGGCCAAUAACGACUAUAACUUUGACCAUCCGGGAGCUUUCGACUUUGAGCUGCUUGUGACUACACUGCGGAAACUUAAACAGGGGAAAAGUGUAAAAAUCCCAGUGUAUGACUUCACUACACAUGGACGCCAGAAAGACUGGAAAAAUGUCUAUGGUGCCAGCGUCAUUAUCUUUGAAGGCAUCUUGUCCUUUGCAGACAAAGAGCUCUUGCAGCUGAUGGACAUGAAGAUUUUUGUAGAUACAGAUUCGGAUAUUCGGCUGGUACGGCGGCUGAGGAGGGACAUCACAGAGAGAGGACGUGACAUUGAGGGUGUGAUUAAACAAUACAAUAAGUUUGUAAAACCAGCUUUUGAGCAGUACAUAGAACCAACCAUGCGACUUGCAGAUAUUGUUGUGCCACGUGGUGGGGGUAACAUGGUGGCCAUUGACCUGAUCGUUCAGCAUGUUCACAGCCAGCUAGAAGAACGUGAGAUUAGUGUCAGGGCACUCCUGGCCACGGCCCAUCAGUCCCAGCCGUUGCCUCAGACUCUCAGUGUGUUAGAAAGCACGCCACAGGUUCGAGGUCUCCACACCAUCAUCAGGAACAAAGACACCAGCCGUGACGAGUUCAUCUUCUACUCAAAGAGACUGAUGCGGUUGCUUAUUGAACACGCGCUGUCUUUCUUGCCCUCCAAGGCCUGUACCAUCCAAACACCACAAGGUCAAGAGUAUAAGGGCCGCAGAUUUAGUGGGAAAGGGAUCACAGGUGUGUCCGUUCUUCGGGCAGGUGAGACCAUGGAGCCUGCACUGAGAGCCGUGUGCAAAGAUGUCCGUAUUGGGAAGAUUCUGAUCCAGACUAAUCUGGAUUCAGGAGAACCAGAGCUGCACUACCUGCGACUGCCCAGAGACAUCAGUGAGGACCAUGUGAUUUUGAUGGAUAGCACCGUUUCUACCGGAGCUGCAGCCAUGAUGGCACUGAGGGUGUUGCUGGACCAUGAUGUCCAGGAAGACAAGAUCGUGUUGGUGUCUCUGCUGAUGGCGGAGCUGGGAGUUCACUCAGUUGCUUACGCCUUCCCUCGUGUCAAAAUCAUCACCACUGCUGUGGACAAGAGCCUAGAUGACCUUCUUCAUGUCAUCCCAGGGAUAGGGGACUUUGGUGACCGUUACUUUGGGACAGAUGGAUCUUCAUCAUGGAUUGAUGAAGAACAGCAAGAACCACUUAGCUGCUCAUCAGAGGUUUGACACUUUGUUUAAACAAUUCAGGCAGUUGUGACUAGUGAGGAUCAACACUUAAUGUAAUUUCAUAAAGCCAGCCAGGAACAAAAAUAGUUUUGCCUAACACACUCAUGAGGCACAGUAUUUUGUAGCACUUUAUUUUAUAACCGUAUGUUCAUGAUGUGAUCUAAAACAUUAAAAUGUCUUUUACCUAUAAAUAAACACAUAUGUUAGAUUUGAUAUCUAUUUCUAGCUUUCAAACAAUAGUUCAAAAAGUUAAAAAUGGUCACUUUUAUACAUUUCUAAGUAUUAGUUUGUACAAUUGUGUAAAUGUACAAAUAUAAGAAUGGCUGGACCCAUUUGGCUGUUUAUUGGUUUUACACAUUUAACAUAAAAUACAUUUUUUCAAACACUUGAUAAUGCGUCAGUCUUUUAAACGCAUUAUAUAUUUUCUUCAAACCUUCAAUUUCUUCAAUUUUACAAUUUCUAGUGAGACUUCUAUUUCAUCAUUCUUCAGACAGCUAGGAGGGAGUUUUCUGGGAGCAGAUUAGAGCUGUUUUUUCUCCCCAAAUGUAUUAAUUUUUUUUUUUGAACAUGUGCUACUGCAGCCAUAACACCAGGGGGCAGUACUUCACUCCUGUCUCAUUGUGCUUUUGCAGGUUCAGUAAGGACAUUCAAACCCCAACUAUGAAACUAAAAUGCUUUUAAGAAAAAUAUGUUGUUCACUCAAGAAUUUAGAGACAAUCAAACCAAACUGUGUCUACAAUCUUAAUAAAAGCCCAGAAGAAGACAGUGACCUAACAAUGACACUAGUAACUAAACAGAAUAGUGACAAUAUUAAGCUCAAGGUGUUUUUGUUGUGGAACUAGAAGCCUUGAGAGUAAAUAACAGCACACUUACUCGGCUCAAAAACCUAUUAAAGGUAGGGUAGGAAAUUUUGGAGAGGCUAGCAAUAGCAAGCUAGCUUUGAAAGCAUAAGAUCCCACCCUCCCUUCAGAGCGCUCUCCCAAGUCACGCCUCCUACAAUAGACAUGAAUGCACACAGCCAGAGCAGAGUUUGCAAAGCGUCACGAGACGGCGUUAAAUUACCUCAUGUUUCUAAGCACAUAACAUUACAAUAAUAAUGAAUGUAAACAACUUAAAGAGCUCUUACUUGUACCACCUGACUGCUGCAAAUUCAUGCGUUGAUAGUGUUGAUAUAGAAACGCAAAAUUCCGAGUCUGAGGACGUGAACCUCUCAGAGUAGAACGUCACGGGUUGCCAUCUCUAAUUAUAGUAGUUAUGACGUAAACGCAGCGUAAGCUCAUUUUUUUGGUUCAGGAGGAACUGUAAGUGGUGGCUACUGUUUGUUGCGGCACUCGGUGACUGUGUUUACAACUCCAGCCUCAUAGAAUAGAUGGAACACGCUGAUGUCUGCGUGAGCAGGGUGCGUGGAGGUAUGCAAAUACAGGCAAGUAGGAUAUCCUAUUAUUGCAUUAGGACCAAAAGCAAUGAUUGGACAAACAUUGCCUGGUCCUGAGACUUCCACGAAAGAUAUAUGUACAUAUUUUUAAUAUUUAGACCACUUCUAUUAUUGAUUGCUAUCAGGAUGUGAAGAGAGUUUCAACCAGUUUAACAAAAAGCGUUUCUGAAAAACAUUGCCUACCCUACGUUUAAUAGCUCUGGGUGAAGGUGAAGUGCUCUUCAUUGAGAGGAACUGAAGAAGAGCUCUAUUGAGAUGGAAUAAUGAACAGCCAAGUGCAGGUAUAGAAAUAAGACCAUAAGAGAGAACUUGAAGAUGAAGUUGUACAUUGGUAGGAAAAAGGAAUAGAAGGCUUUAAAAGACAGCAAAAUGAAAGAAACUUGCAUUAACAUGUCUUUUCUAAGAUCAGAUUUUACCAAAUUAGGUAACGUAAAAAAAAAAAAGGGCAUUUGUCUAAAGAAUCCAGCAGAUAUCUUUGGCUGAAAUUAACCAGACAACAUCAAUCUCUUCAGCACUUCACAGAUAUGACCUAUUUGACUCGAUGGGAGCUACAUUUUUUAAAAAUGCAUUUAGGGCAAAAAAUCAGCAACUUUAUUUACCGGAAACAUAUCUGCACAAAAUACAAAAUACAACAAUGUCCUGCGGUCGACUUUUUUGACAAAAUUUCUAGCAACUACAUGACAUUACUUAGUAGCAAGGUAAUAAUGUCAUAAUGUUUUUUUGAAGCAGUUAAACUUACAGCUUGGCGUAUAAUUCACAAACACUUUAUCUCUCAUAAAUAUGGCUCAAACCUCUAUAAAAUGUUCUGGAAUUAGCAACUCAGGAUUGCAAUAAAAUUGCGUGAAAAUUGUUCUAGACUACUCACGAGUGUUUAAAAGGAAAAAAACUGACAAAUGUCUUGAAAUAAAACAUCUAAACAAUGGUUGCAUCCGAAAUUGCAUUCUUCCGUACUGUAUAAUAGGUCAAAAAACAGUAUGUGACAAAAUAAGUAUGUCUGAAUUCACAAUACUCAUAAAAGAGUAUAGGCAAAAAGUACACGGAUGACAUGACAGUGAAGCGACACAACCGACACUGGUAGGUCACAUGAUAAUGACAACAUGGCGAAUGUAGUACAUCCAGAUUAUAUUCAUACUACACACAUUCAUACUUUAUAGAACAUACUUUUCUAGUGGUUGUAAAGUAAUUACUUAAAAUAAGUACCUACUCGAGAGUAUGCGUUUUCGGAUGCAGCCCAUGUCUCGAGGUGUUGAAUUAAUUGGUGUUGUGGCUGCAUACCAUCUCCGGUGUGCAUUAAUUUUCAAUAAUUCAACAGCACUUCGUCAAUUAAUCCUUACACACACACACGUUUAUAAAUCUAGCAUAAUAUUUAGAACGAAAAUGCCCUUUUCUCAUAUGAUGUUAAAGAAGUACAAUACAGGCUGUGGGGGUACAUAAGACAAAAAAAGUUUGGAAACAUUAAAAUUUUGAAAUUUCACUUUUUCCCCAUUUUGAAAUGGCAGUACAGUACAUGUUAUGUUAGUAUGAGAAGAGAACCUCAAAAAUAUUUAAUAGUAUGCAGAAUAAUUCAAAGGAGGUGGAUACCUAUUAAAGGCACCGUACAGUGCUGACAUUGUAUAGAAACCUAAAUGACUGUGUUGUACCCACACAUGGUUGCUACAAAAUGCAAAAAUAUUUUCUAGGCUUCUGAGCCAGGCCCUUUCUCCAGUGUCGCCGUAGCUCUAAAAUGUGGGUGACAUCUUGACUUAGCAGAGCUCCUCAUACAUGCUGGAUUUGCCUAGACAACAAACUGGUCUGCGACUGCAGCCUCAAGGUUAACCUGUUACUAUGGAAACAAGUCAGCCAAUAAAAAAACAGCAGACAGUUGCUAUGUUGACUGCACCCUUUUUGUUUUAAGGAUGACCUAUUUUUUUUUCCAGAGCAAGUCAGAUAGAUGCAAGCUUGUGACACAUAAACACACGCAUGGACACAGGUUACACUUUUACAAACACAAGUUCAUAUGGUCUAGUAGAGGAUUUGAAUGAAAUAAAAGAGAAAAAAAAUC